GCACAGUAGUGGUGGCCCACUGCCCCUAUCUUCAUCUUCAGCGACGGCGAGCAAAGCAUACAAAACCAGCGCAAAACCAACAACGGCAAUGGCUGAUUGAUUCUGCUCCAGCUACUGCUACUGCUACUGCGUGCGAAGGAAGAAGAAGAAGAAGAUGUUAAGCUGCUUAAACCUCAAUCGCUUCUCUCACUUCCCCUCUCACACUUCUCUUCCACCAUCUCGUUCCGAUUUACUCAAAGCUGCAACUCGAAGAUUUGUUUUGACUGUAACCAAAACUGACUCCAACAUAGUAACCACCAAGACACAACAAUCACCUCCAACCUUGUCAAUUGAUAUAGAUAACCCUGCCAGUGUCAAGAGGCAGUUAGCACAGUUGUUUGAGGUGUCUUUGAGAGCAACUGUGCCUGAUGAGAUUGAUGUUGCGCCGUUAGUUGAAGCUUGCGCCUCGAAAGGUGGUGUCAAAUUUGGUGAUUAUCAAUGUAACAAUGCGAUGGGUGUGUGGUCGAAGAUAAAAGGGAAGCAGACAGAAUUUAAGGGUCCCCCGGCGAUUGGGCAGGCCAUCAUUAGCAAUCUUCCUCCAUCUGAAAUUAUAGAUUCGUGCUCUUUAGCUGGUCCUGGAUUUGUGAAUGUUGUCUUGUCAAAGAAUUGGAUAGCACAGGGCGUACAGAGGAUGUUAUCUGAUGGUAUUGAUAUGUGGGCACCUCGACUUCCGAUCAAGAGGGCCAUGGUUGAUUUUUCCUCACCUAACAUAGCAAAGGAAAUGCAUGUUGGGCACUUGAGAUCUACCAUAAUUGGGGACACAUUAGCUCGUAUGCUUGAAUUUUCACGGGUGGAAUUUAUCAUCCGCCGGAAUCAUGUUGGUGACUGGGGAACGCAGUUUGGAAUGCUGAUUACAUACCUCUUUGAAAAGUUUCCAAACCUCGAUGAUGUUAGUGAAGCAGCCAUUGGAGAUCUUCAGGCAUUCUAUAAGGCGUCGAAAGUGAGGUUUGAUGAUGAUCCUGAAUUUAAGCAGAGAGCGCAGCAGGCUGUGAUCCUACUCCAGGGGGGAGAUAUCAAGUAUCGCAAGGCAUGGCAACAGAUUUGUGAUGUUAGUAGGGCUGAAUUUGACAGGGUCUAUCAACGGCUUGGAGUUCGAUUGGAGGAAAUGGGAGAGAGCUUCUAUAAUCCAUAUAUCCCUGGGGUUUUGGAGAAACUCGAUAAAUUAGGACUGAUUGAAGAUAGUGAUGGUGCUCGUGUGAUCUAUGUUGAAGGUGUGAAUAUACCACUUAUUGCUGUAAAAAGAGAUGGUGGCUACAACUAUUUUUCAACUGAUCUAGCAUCACUUUGGUAUCGUCUAAAUAAAGAAAAACUUGAGUGGAUUGUGUAUGUUACAGAUAUUGGGCAGCAGCAACACUUUGAUAUGCUAUUCAAGGCCUUUAGGCGUGCAGGUUGGCUGCCACGUGAUGAGAACGCAUAUCCAAAAUGUACUCAUAUAGGUUUUGGUCUUGUUCUUGGUGAUGAUGGAAAACGGUUUCGGAGUCGCAGCAGUGAGGUUGUUCGAUUGGUUGAUUUGCUUGAUGAAGCUAAAAGGCGCUGUAAAACUGCCCUUCUUGAACGUGAUACAGCUAAGGAUUGGUCUGAGGAGGAGAUUGACAAAACUGCAGAGGCAAUUGGUUAUGGGGCUGUUAAGUAUGCUGACUUGAAGAUCAACAGAUUAACGAAUUACACAUUCAACUUCGAUCAGAUGCUUAAUGACAAGGGGAAUACUGCUGUUUAUUUGCUGUAUGCACAUGCAAGGAUCUGCUCUAUUAUCAGGAAAUCUGGUAAAGACAUGGAAGAAGUAAAGAAAAAUGGGAUUAUAGUGUUGGAUCAUGAAGAUGAGCGUCUACUGGGACUUCAUUUGCUACAAUUUCCUGAGGUUUUUGAGGAGGCUUGCAUCAAUUUAUUGCCCAAUGUGUUAUGUGAAUACCUCUAUAAUUUGGCAGAAAUCUUCACCAAAAAGUUUUAUUCUAAUUGUCAGGUUGUUGGAUCACCUGAGGAAACUAGCAGACUCUUGCUUUGUGAAGCAACUGCAAUUGUGAUGAGAAAAUGCUUUGAUCUCCUUGGCAUUAUACCUGUUUACAAGUUGUAACCCAUCUGAAGGAGUUCAAAUUCAAUUAUUUUUUCAUAUUCUUCUUUUAUGGGGUACACUAGUGUAGGAAACUUCCAAUUUUUUUUUCUUCCACUUUUCUAUUUUUAUUGUACAUGAGGUGAAAGAAGGAAAGUAGUGAUUUUUUGUUGUAACGGUGAUAAGGCCCCUUUAAAAAUUAUUUCCUUGUUGUAAGACAUAUAUUCAGUUUUACUUGUUUUCCAAGUGAAAUAACAAGAAUUUUGCAUGUA
Molecule: messenger RNA, 2358 nt
Organism: Lotus japonicus
Lineage: Eukaryota; Viridiplantae; Streptophyta; Magnoliopsida; Fabales; Fabaceae
Product: arginine--tRNA ligase, cytoplasmic-like
Exons: 18
Coding region: 155-2110 (651 amino acids)
Biological process (GO): arginyl-tRNA aminoacylation
Cellular component (GO): cytoplasm
Molecular function (GO): ATP binding; arginine-tRNA ligase activity
Source: RefSeq, a predicted model, not a curated record